Amyelois transitella is the source of this 1907-nucleotide messenger RNA. Its product is annotated as zinc finger protein 267. The record is from RefSeq and is a predicted model, not a curated record. Bases 99 to 1397 code for a protein of 432 amino acids. NCBI's taxonomy places the organism in Eukaryota, Metazoa, Arthropoda, Insecta, Lepidoptera, Pyralidae. The transcript is spliced from 5 exons.
CAUAAAUAUCAUACAGAGCUUGUUAGUGUUUCGAAUAGUUUUGAUUUUCUCUUGUUAUAUUUAACUUGUGCCACGGCAAAUGUGUGUAAAUUAUUAAAAUGAGUACCUAUAAAUGUUGUGCAGUGCCUCAAUGCACUAAUACAACAAUAAAAACUCCUACGAAACUGUUUUUUUCUGUGCCGAUGGAUUUGAAUAUUCGUAAGAAGUGGUUUCAGCUUGCUCGGCGUAAUCCUGAUGCUUUAUCACCAAAAACACGUCCUCAUUUUUGUGAAGACCACUUUGAUAUUGAGGAAGACACAGAAAAUUUUAUACAAUAUAAUAUAAUGAAGGAAAAACCGAAGAAGUACAAUCUACGGUUAAAAAAAGGAGUUCUUCCACAUAAAUUUUUAUGUCAGAAACGAAAUACAGCAUCUCAAGAGAAGAAUAAGGCAUCUCAAGAGAAGAAUAAGGUAUCUCAAGCAAAGAAUAAGGCAUCUCAAGAGAAGAAUAAGGCAUCUCAAGCGAAGAAUAAGGCAUCUCAAGUAAAGAAUAAGGCAUCUCAAAAGAAGAAUACCGCAUCUCAUCGUCCUAGCGCAGUUAAAACACGAAGUAUGUCAGCAAUAAACAAAGACACUUCAAGAGUUCGUGAACAUUCACAAACUGAUGAAAUAACUCUAAAACCAUUAUCUGUGUUGGACGGUGCCGUUGGUCAGUGUGGAUCUCUGCCCGGCUCCGAGGGUCUUCCGGUUCCUGUUGUUAGCAUAAAAAUAGAGCCAAAGAUAGAAUUCGACUGUGAUAUUAAAGAGGAAGUACAAUGUGGCUCCCCGUACUCAUCACACUUGUCAUUCGUGAACUAUCACGACGUGAAGUUUGAGACAAUUGAUGAUGACCUUCCGAGUGUGGUAAAGCGCGAAGCAGACGCGCCCAUCAAGGAAGAAGUGGAGGUCACAGAAGAUUCCACUUCAGAUGACACUUCGGGAGCUGACAAACGGCAACCUGAUGGAACUACAACCAACAGGAGAUCAGAGUCAACAGCGCGGAGUGUUGAGAAACAUGUGCAAAUAACACCUAAUAGCGAGAAACUGUUUGAAUGUAAAGUUUGUCGAACACAGUUCGUUGAUAGGAGUGGUUUAUCGAGACACCGUAAGACUCACACAGGCGAGAAACUGUAUAAAUGUGACGUGUGUAACAAUAUGUACGCGAGAAAAAGACAUAUAGCGGUUCAUAACAGAGCUCAUACUAGCGAGAAACCUUUUAAAUGUAAUAUGUGUCUUAGAACGUUUUGUACUAAAGGCCAAUUGACUAGUCACCUCAGAAAACAUUAUAGGAUUCGGAAUAAGACUAUAGAAGUGAUCAGUUCUAAUAAUAGUGUUGUGGCAACGAUUGACGUGGUAUCCAUUAACCCGCAAUCAAGCUGAGAGGGUUUCAGGAAUUAAUACAUACAUAUGGUCACGUCUUUAUCCCUUGAGGGGUAGACAGAGCCAACAGUCUUGAAAAGACUGAUCGGCCACGUUUAGCUAUUUGACUUAAUGAUAGAAUUGAGAUUCAAAUAUUGACAGGUUGCUAGCCCAUUGCCCUAAAAAGGAAUCCCAAGUUUGUAAGCCUAUCCCUUAGUCGCCUUUUACGACAUCCAUGGGAAAGAGAUGGAGUGGUCCUUUUCUUUUUUGUAUUGGUGCCGGGAACCACACGGCAGGUUAGGUAUUAAUAAAUUAGUUUUUUUUUAAAUGGAAGUGACGUCGUGCUGUUUCGGUCUCCCCGGCGCCCCUAUUCACAGCCCGGGAGCCCUAUAAAUGCGCCCCGGGUCUUCAACUUUGGACUAUCAGCGCUCACCGAGUAAGAAAUCGCUGGAUCUCGUGUCUAUAGAUAAACCCGCGCCCUCUUAAACAUUGUUAAACUAUAUAGUUUAAAUAAAGAUUCGUUUUUUUUUU